GUACAUUAUGCUAAAUCACGAGAAUAUCACUGGAUUAAAAUGGGGCGCGCCUUUGUUUAAGGGACCUGUUACAGAUUUCUUGGCUAAUGUACGAAAUCUUCAAUGUCUCAAGGAGUGUGCACAGUAUGAGCUACAAUAUGUCGAUUGUAUGGAAGCGUACGGUUAUCACAGGGGCAAGAAAGAAUGCAGAUUGAUAUUGGAAGAUAUGUAUGAAUGUGUGAUGAAAACAAAAAGAUUACAUCGCAUUGAAGUGAUGGAGCAAGAGCGAUACCGUCAGUAUAGGAAUGGUGAGAGGGAAAAACUUUGGGCAGAAACUCCACCACUCGAUCUAUUUUGAGUUAUUGCUCUCUUCUAAUACAUAUAGUUCAUAUAUAGAUAUAUUGUAUACGCUAUGAUAUGAUUAUAGAUGACGUUUUAUCAUCUAUUAAA
Messenger RNA from Formica exsecta, 429 nucleotides. It is a transcript of the gene ND-15, whose product is annotated as NADH dehydrogenase [ubiquinone] iron-sulfur protein 5. The record is from RefSeq and is a predicted model, not a curated record. Bases 8 to 337 code for a protein of 109 amino acids. The transcript has a single exon. NCBI's taxonomy places the organism in Eukaryota, Metazoa, Arthropoda, Insecta, Hymenoptera, Formicidae.